AUGGCGGUUGUUUCGGAUCCUCGGUACCCUCGUGAGCUGCGAGAAAUGAGGCCUGAGGAGCUGGGCGGGAAGACGUCAAAGUACACGUGGACUCAGACUAAUUGGGAUAUUCGAUGCCGUGUGCCUCUCGAUCCCGAGACGAUGAAGACCGACAUCAAGUGCAUCAUUCAGCGGGGGCAUCUCAGCCUCUUUGUCUUCGGGGAGGCGAUCCUGAAUGGGCCGCUGUGCGAUAAAGUCGACACGGAGGAGUCCGCCUGGACUUUGGAGCGAGUUGGCAAGGAGGUUCCCCCGAGGCUGGAGGUCAACAUCAUGCUGAAGAAGGUUCAAGAAACGCAAGGCCGAAACCACUGGAACUGCAUCGUGCAUGGCGAGCCGACCAUUGAUGUCGACCGUCUUGGCCCGCCCAUCAAG
Molecule: messenger RNA, 411 nt
Organism: Symbiodinium natans
Lineage: Eukaryota; Dinophyceae; Suessiales; Symbiodiniaceae
Source: the annotation of a GenBank genome assembly